GCAUGUCCUUGUGCAUCCUUGACACCUGCAUAAGGCAACCACACACCACCCUUUGGAAAACAGACGGUCUUCGAGAAAGGAUUGAAGAUUCGAGGUUCUGAGGAUUCAUCUCAAUCCUGAAAAGCCAAAAGCUAGCAUUCCGUCGCCUCAAUUUCUCCCUGCUUCGAAUUGUUUAUUUCGAGAUUCAGCUAUGUUGACAGCUAUCGGCCGGGUGGCGGCGGCACGCGUGCUGGCACGCAGCAACCUGAAGCUUCUGGUCCGAACAACCACGGCCACUACCGCCGCCCCUUUCACCUACCUGAAGCCGACACCGGCCCGAAGCUUCACGACAACACAAUGGACGCGUGCUGCGGACGAGGCCGACGACUCGACCAAGUCCGGCGCCUCCAAGAAAGCUACAAAGUCAACAGCAUCCCAGGCGGCAAAGAAGGCUGCGAAGCCGAAGUCGAAGCCGAAGCCGAAGCGGAAGCCCAAGAAGAAGGCGGCAAAGAAGAGGACCAUGUCGCGGGAGAACCAGCUGAAGCUGGAGAUUCGGCAUCUCAAGGCUGCCACCCUCCAGGACGCGCCCAAGAAGCUGCCCCAGACGGCGUGGACGGUCUACACUUCCGAGGGCAUCGCCCAGGGCAUGGGCGCGGUCACCGAGCGCAUGAAGCAGCUCAGCAUCGAGUACAAGUCUCUCUCCUCAUCCGAGCUUGAGCGCCUCCAAGAAAAGGCCGACGAGAACAAGACCGCGAACCACGAAGCCUACAAGGCAUGGUUGCAGCAACAUGACCCCGAGACUAUCUACGCCGCCAACGCGGCCCGCGCCAGGCUGGACCGCCUGCUCCCCGAAGGCCGCUACAAGAGCUACCGCACUCGCAUCCGCGACCCGCGCCUGCCGAAGCGGCCCAGGUCUGCCUACACCCAGUUCUCCCAGGAGCGCUGGGCUACCGGAAACCUCACCGGCAGCCCCCCCGAGCUGGCGAAGGAGAUUGCUGCCGAAUACAAGGCGCUGCCCGCUUCGGAGAAACAGAAAUAUAUUGACCUCGCGGAGGUUGAUCGCGAGCGCUACGUGAGGGAAAUGGAAAUUGUGCUGAAUAAGAAAGUCAAGAGCCGUUCUGCCACUCCUCCUUCCCCGUAAGGGCAGCGCGAUUCUCCAUCGGCACUCCAUCGGCACAUAAUAUCUUGUAUUACCCCUGACUGGACUCAAAGUUCUUUUCCUGUACUAGCAUUUGACGGGGCGGUGGUUAAGGUGGUGAAGUCGCGAAAGUUGGUUGUUGGUUUCUCGGCACUGUUUGAUCGGAGAAUACUCGUUAAUUCUGUCACUCGGGAUGGCCGUUUCCAUGACGAGGCUGGGAUGGUCGACUCCGUUCUAUUGUGAAAGGGUGGGUUGCCGGCGAGGAAGCCUAGUAUAACUGUAUCGAUACCAAUUUUACCGGAUUCAUAUUUGGCAAAAUC
This is a messenger RNA of Sodiomyces alkalinus F11, 1437 nucleotides long. RefSeq lists its product as hypothetical. The transcript has 3 exons. The record is from RefSeq and is a predicted model, not a curated record. Lineage: Eukaryota; Fungi; Ascomycota; Sordariomycetes; Glomerellales; Plectosphaerellaceae. The coding region runs from base 191 to 1120 and encodes 309 amino acids.